This is a messenger RNA of Calidris pugnax (ruff), 2330 nucleotides long. RefSeq names its product N-acetylglucosamine-1-phosphodiester alpha-N-acetylglucosaminidase (gene NAGPA). Bases 1 to 1761 code for a protein of 586 amino acids. NCBI's taxonomy places the organism in Eukaryota, Metazoa, Chordata, Aves, Charadriiformes, Scolopacidae. The transcript is spliced from 13 exons. The record is from RefSeq and is a predicted model, not a curated record.
AUGGGCGGCCAAGCGCCCGCCAAGAUGGCGGCCUGCGGGGCGGCGGGGCCCGCGGGCGGGGGCUGGCUGCAGGCGGUGCGGGGCGCCGGGAGCCCCCCCAGCGACCCUCUGCUGCAGCCCUAUUUCCCCUCCCAGCACGGCCCUCGGCACCACCACAGGUACGUCAGAGACUGUCAGCCCAUCAAGUAUGGCAACGUAACACACGAAGCUUGGCCCAGCGACAACAGGACGGAUGGCCCGGUGGCUACCACCAGAACGUUUGUUUCUUACAUCCCCCCGGAUGGCGAGAACCGCAAGGUGGUCUAUGGCCACUUCACUUUCGUGAGGAACCCCCUGAGGACCUUCUCUGUGCUAGAGCCGGGGGGCACAGGAGGCUGCCAGGCUCAACGCAGAGCCACCGUGGAAGAGACCGCAAGGCUCAGGAAGUGUCUGGUGGCCCAGAACGGUGGGUACUUCAACAUGGAAACUGGAGAGUGCCUUGGGAAUGUUGUGAGUGAUGGGAAGCUGGUGAGAAACUCUGGAGGCCUGCAGAACGCUCAGUUCGGCAUCCGGAAGGAUGGCACCAUGGUGUUUGGUUACCUGUCGGAGGAAGACGUCUUGGAUCAAGCAAACCCUUUUGUGCAGCUCGUGAGCGGGGUGGUUUGGCUGCUGAGGGAUGGAGAGGUGUACGUCAGCCAGAGCCGCGUGGCUGAGUGCGGGGACGUUCAAACCACAGGAACCUUCGACAGGUUCAUCAACGUGAUCUCGGCCAGGACGGCGGUGGGACACGACAGUCAGGGGCAGCUGGUCCUGGUUCACGUGGAUGGACAGACAGAAUCCAGAGGGGUCAACCUCUGGGAAAUGGCUGAAUUUCUGAAGAAGCAGGGAAUCAUCAACGCCAUCAACCUGGACGGUGGAGGGUCUGCAACACUGGUCUUAAAUGGGACCCUCACAAGCUACCCAUCUGAGCACUGCUCCUUCGACAGCAUGUGGCGGUGCCCGCGCAGCAUCUCCACCGUCCUCUGCGUCCACGAGCCCCCCUGCCAGCCCCCUGACUGCAGCGGCCACGGGCACUGCGUGGCAGGGACCUGCCGCUGCUCCGGGGACUUCUGGAGGGGCCCAGCCUGUGACAUCUUGGACUGUGGCCCUUCCAACUGCAGCCUGCGCGGGGUCUGCACCGACGCUGGAUGCCUCUGUGACGCUGGCUGGACCGGCAGCAACUGCAGCCAAGCUUGUCCCAGUGGUUUCUACGGGGCCGCCUGCGCCCAGAGAUGCCUGUGCCAGAACGGUGGCUCCUGCGACCCCGUGCAUGGGGCCUGCUCCUGCCCGGCUGGGUACCACGGCACCAGCUGUGAGCGAGAGUGUCCCAUGGGCUGGUACGGGCCAAACUGCCGGGAGCAGUGUGUGUGUGAACACUCGUGUCCCUGCGACCGGGAGACGGGCAGCUGCAACGUCACCUUCCCGCCCGCAGUGCAGGAGCAGCUCAACAAAGCUGGGCGGUGUUUGGCUUCCCAGGGUAAGGGAAGGAGCCAAGACAAGUUCUCUCUGUCAGAAAAAACCUGGCUCUCCAUGACCUCUGUCUUGGCUCUGCUGCUGGUGAUCAGCGCCAUGGGCAACGCGGGCCUUCUCCUGAAGGCCAGGUCAGAGAGGCAGCAGGAGAGCGGCGACUAUCUCUACCUGCCGCUGAGGGAGAUGAACGGGGAAGCCGGUCACACCUCCACCUCCUGCCAGAUGGACGAUGCCCAGGACCAGAACCAGGCCCUCCUUCAGAGCCCCGCAUGAGGGGAGAGGAGGAGCUGGUGAGCUGUGCCCGGCUGCACGGGCUGCCACAGAGGUACCACAGCCCGGGCUCCCCUGGGGAAGAGCAGGGUGAGGAGACCCGUGGUGGGACUGGGGCCACCUGGUCUUCAACUAUGGGAUGCCCUGUGCAGCCCCUGGAGCUGCCCUUCCUCCUCCUCCUCCUCCUCGGGAGCCACCCUCAGUACUUCCAACACCCAACAUCCUGAACGUCUCAGCUGGAAAUCAGGCAUUUUACUGGGAUACACCCUCAGAUAUUGCAUUUUAAACCCAAACAAAAACACGUUUGAGUUUGCUUCCACGUGAGGGAAAAGGAGCCUUUAAAUGCUGCAAAAAAAUAAAAAAAAAAAAAGGGGGGGGGAGGGAUGGUUAAAGCCUGUCUGAGCCUCAACGUUACCAUUUUUAUGCACUCAGUUUUUAUCUCUCCACGUAAGGGAUAUGUCAUUUUUGUGCUGCUGUGGGCAUCAAAUCAAACUGUAAAUGGAAGAUUCUAUUUUUCUAUUAUUUACAGAAUGCUAUUUGAAACUUGAAUAAAGUCUAUUGCUAAUAACUGC